AUGGGGGCAAUGGACCUAAACUUUUCACAGAAGGUUGUUAUUAUCAGUAACGACCAUGGUGGUAAUGACCAUGGGGGUAACGACCAUGGUGGUAACGACCAUGGUAGUAACGACUAUGGUGGUAACGACCAUGGUGGUAACGACCAUGGUGGUAACGACUAUGGUGGUAACGACUAUGGUGGUAACGACCAUGGUGGUAACGACUAUGGUAGUAACGACCAUGGUGGUAAUGACCAUGGGGGUAACGACCAUGGUGGUAACGACCAUGGUAGUAACGACUAUGGUGGUAACGACCAUGGUGGUAACGACUAUGGUGGUAACGACUAUGGUGGUAACGACCAUGGUGGUAACGACUAUGGUGGUAACGACUAUGGUGGUAACAACUAUGGUGGUAACGACCAUAGUGGUAACGACCAUGGUGGUAACGUCUAUGGUGGUAACGACCAUGGGGGUAACGACCAUGGUGGUAACGACCAUGGUGGUAACGACUAUGGUGGUAACGACCAUGGUGGUAACGACCAUGGUGGUAACGACUAUGGUGGUAACGACCAUGGGGGUAACGACCAUGGUGGUAACGACCAUGGUGGUAACGACUAUGGUGGUAACGACCAUGGGGGUAACGACCAUGGUGGUAACGACCAUGGUGGUAACGAUCAUGGUGGUAACGAUGGUAACGACUAUGGUGGUAACGACCAUGGUGGUAACGACUAUGGUGGGAACGACUAUAGUGGUAACGAUAACUAA
Molecule: messenger RNA, 744 nt
Organism: Procambarus clarkii (red swamp crayfish)
Lineage: Eukaryota; Metazoa; Arthropoda; Malacostraca; Decapoda; Cambaridae
Source: RefSeq, a predicted model, not a curated record